UUAAUAUAUAUUCAACGGUUGUUAAAUGAUGUUAUGGUUGUCAUGUAAACUUAACCGGCAUAAUUGUUAAUUUUUUGCGUGUUUAUUUAUUUUUCCAGUGAUUAGUUUAAUGUUGAAUUGUGUUCUCUAUUUAUAAUGUUACAGCAAUCAAAAAUAGACUUCUUUUUCCCAACAGUAAAAGGAAGUAAUAGUGGUGAUUCGAAGGCAAAAUCUAAAAAAACUGUUACAAAACAAAAAAAUGCCAAGUCUUCGAAUAAAUCAAUGAAAACACCAAAAAAAAUGCUUCCAACUCCAGAAUUAAAACGUAAAACUCCAUUAUCAGAAGAAAAUGCACGAAAAAUGCAAAAAGUUGAUUCACCAACAAAAUUGGUGAAAAUUUAUCCAUCACCAAGAAAAUUAUCACAACAUAAUGAAAAUUCACCACAAAAAUCAAAUUCCUUGACACAUUCGGAAAGUGUUGAAAAUCUUGGACUAGGUUCAUUUACACCAAAAAAAUCUCCUCGUUCAAUGUCUAAUUUUAAAAAUAAUGGUAAAUUAAGUCCACGAAAACUUUUUUGUGAUACAGAAAUUUCAGAAGUAACGCGCAAUACAAUUGAGAAUUUAAAUAUGCUCAAACAGGGAGCAAUUGGACCAAAUAAUUUUGACUUGGAAGCGAUUUACACUUCUAAGAAUUAUAAUGUUCAAUAUAAUUCUUUGAAAACUGAUAUUGUUGAUGCAUUUGAAUUGAAAGAUGUAAUAUUCCCUAAAGAAACACACGCCAAUCAUCUUUUUUCGAUUCUCACUGAUGUUUUUUCAAAUGUAAUAAAUUGUGGAUAUUUUGACGAAAAAGAAAUUGAUCUUGUAUUUGCAUGUUUGAGUAUGUCGGCGAAAGCGCAAAUGUUAUUAGCUCGAUUGCUCAAGAGAAAAAGAACAUGGUAUCGAAUCAAUAGUAUUCAAUAUUUGGAAAUUGACAAAGAUCUCAAUCCUUAUAUGAAUGAAUUGGUGGAUAAAGGAUUUUGUGAUUCAAAAACUGACGAUGAAGACGUUGAAAAUCUUUUAAAAAUGCUAAAAGUUGAUGAAAUUCGAGCACUAUGUUUAAAAUUAAAAGUAGAACAUCGUGGAUCGAAAACAAUUAUGAUGGAAAAAUUGCUUCUUUUAAAAAAUAAACGAAAAUCAUGGUUCGUUGGGGCAAAAUGUCCAAGUUUAAUGUUAAGAUCCUUAAUAAAUCAAGCCAUUGGAUCAUGCAUCAAACUAUCAAAUGAGGCAAUUAGUAUUUUUGACAGAAUAUUAGUUCUUCUAUAUCCAUGCCAAGAUCCAGCUGAAAGUGUUUCAGAUUUAUUUUUUUUGCUGACGAGGAUUAAAAACGGUGAAAUUAUGUUUCCAACAACGCCGAAGGAACGUUUUCCUAUUUUUAAAAAUCGAAAUCAACUUCUAAGGUAUGUUGAUGCACGAAAUGCAUUAAAAGGAUUAAUAGAAUCCACGGAAAAUAAAGAAUGGGAAUUAGUUAGGGAAAUUGGACACACGGCUUAUAAUCGUUUAUUUCCUCAUAUUGAGGAAGAAGAAGAGAAGAGUUCUCUUCCAUCCCAUAUACAAAAAUUCUCUUCAUUUAGUAUUUGGAUAAAAGUUUUAUCAAAGAGUAUUGACGCAUUCAAGAAAACUCCAGAGACAAUAGAAAUAGCAGUAAAAUAUUUAAAGGCAUUAAUAGAUCAAAAUAAAUUUGGAAAAUCUUAUCUUGGACGUUGGUACAAGGAACUUACAUUAAUUGAAAUGCAUCAUAGAAAAGAUUUGCAAACAUGUGCCACAUUAACUUUACAUGCACUUUCUUUGGAGAAUUUAACAGAAGUCGAUAUAAAGGAAUUACUUGAAAGGGCAAAAAAAUUAUCAAGAAGAAAAAAUGGAAUCACAAAAGAUUCGAAGGAUUUAAUUAGAAAUAUUUUGGAUUCAGUUGAACAAAGACUGCCAGGUGAAUUUGACGUUGUUAAUGAAAUUGAAGCUCACAUGGUCCAGGGAAAUGCGACAGGCUCAAAAAGUACUUGGAAAGUGGAAAUAGGAGAAGAUAAAGGAUUCACAAAAGUUGAAAAUAUAGCUCUAAGGCAUUAUUAUGAAAAUGGAUAUCCACGUGGAUUUCAUUGUGAAGGUUCUUUACCUUUAAGUUUGUUUACAAUUUUAUUUUGGAAUGAAUUGUAUACAAUUUCAGUGCCUGGUGCUUUUGUUUGCUCCUAUCAAGAAACGCCAUUGGAUUUAUUUACUUCGAAAUUUUUUGACAACAGAAAAGAAGAAAUCGAAAGUAAAAUUCGAUUUAUUCGAGGGCUUGAUAAUGAAACAUUUGGUGAAUUAUUCAGCGAUGAAUAUAUUAAAUAUCAAAAUUUUAAAACUAUGAUUUCAAACAAUCUUUUUGAAACUGAGCAACAUGUUAAGGAAAUUGCGUUAAGUCUUGGAACAACAGGAGUUGCUGGAAUUUGCGAAAGAUUGGCGGGUAAUUUUCUUCUUUGGAGAUCAGGAUUCCCAGAUUUGUUCGUGUGGAAUCCAUUGUCUAAUGAGUGCAAAAUUGUAGAAGUUAAGGGACCUGGAGAUUCCCUCAGUUGUAAGCAGAAGUUAUGGUUGCAAUAUUUGCAGCAAAUAGGACUCAGAGCAGAAGUCUGUAUUGUAAAAGAUAAGAAGAAAAGUGGAAGCACAUAUUAAACCUUUAACUAACUUACAAGAAAGAAAUAUUUUUCAUUGAUUUUUUUAAUUUGAAUGUAUUUUUAUAUAAAUUUAAUUUAAAAUUAAUAUUAUUAUUAUUAUUAUUAUUAUUAUUACAGUAUUGUGUUUAAAAAUAAACUCUCUAGUUAUUUUUUGAAAA
Messenger RNA from Leptopilina boulardi, 2821 nucleotides. RefSeq names its product fanconi-associated nuclease 1-like. NCBI's taxonomy places the organism in Eukaryota, Metazoa, Arthropoda, Insecta, Hymenoptera, Figitidae. The transcript is spliced from 10 exons. Gene Ontology annotation, cellular component: nucleus. The record is from RefSeq and is a predicted model, not a curated record. Gene Ontology annotation, molecular function: 5'-3' exonuclease activity; 5'-flap endonuclease activity; flap-structured DNA binding. The coding region runs from base 136 to 2661 and encodes 841 amino acids. Gene Ontology annotation, biological process: interstrand cross-link repair.